AAUUUUGCUUAGGUAGUGUGCAUUACAUUUUGUGAUUUGUUUGUGUAGCAUACCAUUGUUGAAUAUUGAUUUUGCUGAGAACGAAAUUGAAAUUUUCCUGAAGAAAAUAAAACGAUGAAAAAAUUACGAACCGAUACUGAAGUGGAUUUGAAAUUAUUUCAUGAUGAUUUAAAAGAUAUUGAUCGGGAAUUUAUCCAAAACAUCGUAUCGAUUUAUAAAAUAUCAACAAGUUUUGAUGAAAUGGGUUUUCUAUUUAUGACCAACAAUGCUGCCUAUGCUUAUGGUUGUGAAAUAUGCGAAUGGUUAUCGUUACAACAUGAUCCUAAACAACCACAAAAGAUUGAAAUUUUGAAUAAUAAAAAAAUUAUUCAAAUCGAUUCAGGUGACGGUUUUGUUGUCGUCUUAACUGAUGAUGGACUAGUGUAUCUAGCAAGUGGUGAUAUUGAAUGGCAAACUAACAAUACUUUUCGAUUGAUCUCGACCUGUGAUGAUGAUCAUUUUGAAAUGAUAGCAUGUGGGUGCUAUUAUUUGUUGUUAUUACGACAAGAUGGUACUGUUUUCGCUUUUGGUGAUAAUAAUUACGGUCAAUUGGCCAAUAUUUCAGGUCCAUCGUAUGAUACUCUCGUAAAUACUGGUUUGAAUAAUGCCAAAAUUAUAGCUUGUGGUGGUGAACAUAGUCUAGCUCUCACCAAUACAAAUGAAAUUUAUUCCUGGGGCUGGAAUAAGUAUGGUCAGUUAGGUCUAGGAAAUGAAGAUAAUCGAAAUAUACCCACACUGGUUUCAUUUGCUGAUUGUUCGAUUAAUAGUCCAAUCAAAAAUAUUGUGGCCGGUGAAAGUCAUUCCUUAUUUUUAUUGGAGGAUGGUCAGAUGUUUGGAUGUGGUUUUGGUCAACAUCCUAUGAAUGAUAAAAAACAAGAUGCAUCUUUGCCGACAAAAAUUCCAAUCGAAAAUGUACAAAGUGUUGCUUGUAAAAAUUAUCUUGAUUUUUCAUUGAUUAUGGAUCAAUCAUUACAAUAUUAUGUAUGGGGUAAAGUAAAAAAUGAAGAAUCAUUAUUAUUAACACCAAAAAAAUUGGUUGGUCCACCGAAAUCAUUUGUUGAAGCAUCAAUGCCUUUCGAAUCAUCAAUUACUUUUGGCCUUACACCAAUCAUCCCUGUAUUCGAAUCGAAUGAUCCAAUAUCAUUUAUUGAAUUAUUGGAUAAUCCGGAUAAUUAUGAUGUUGAAUUUAUUAUCGGCGACAAACGUAUAUUGGCUUCAAAAUGUCACCUAAAAAUGUCAUCCAAAUAUUAUCGUCGAAUGUUUUCGGGUGAUUGGCAAGAAAAUAAUAGGGUAGUCGUCAAAGAUUAUAGUUACGAUGUAUAUAUUUCGUAUCUACGGAUGUUACAUACUGGUCGUAUUCGAAUCAAUCAAUCCAAUAUAGUCGAACUUAUUGAUUUGGCUAAUUGUUAUGGUGAUGAACGAUUAAUGAAACAUUGUCGAACAUUUAUGCAAAGCAAUCUCAACGAACAUACUUUAUCCACUUAUCUUCCAUUGAUUAUCAAAUAUGAACUUAAUGAUAUGCAUGACAAACUUAUAGAGUUAACAAUCGAAAAUAUUUUACCA
Messenger RNA from Dermatophagoides pteronyssinus (European house dust mite), 1602 nucleotides. RefSeq names its product RCC1 and BTB domain-containing protein 2-like. NCBI's taxonomy places the organism in Eukaryota, Metazoa, Arthropoda, Arachnida, Sarcoptiformes, Pyroglyphidae. Gene Ontology annotation, molecular function: protein binding. The record is from RefSeq and is a predicted model, not a curated record.